AUGGAUCAAUAUAGAUGGUACUAUGUUGCAAACGCCACGCAACGUCUUCGGGCAAUUAUCGAACAAAAUCAGUACAAGGUCGGAACCGGCUUCGCUGCGACACAUUACCUUGGCCUCGGUCUCUCUGCGGUUAACGCGACAGAUACAUUCUAUGGCAUGAUACAGCAAGAGGAAGUUCCCGGUUGGCUGUAUCAAGUGAAAAUGGGCGGCACAACUACAUGGGAGAGAUGGGACAGUAUGCUCCCAGAUGGUAAGAUUAAUCCUGGCGACAUGACAUCUUUUAAUCACUAUGCCUACGGCAGUGUUGCCGAUUGGAUGCAUAAGACAAUUGGCGGCAUCUCGCCAGCAGCUCCGGGAUACAAAAGAAUCAGCAUCGCACCCAUUCCUGGAGGUAUGCUCACCAACGCCGCCUGCUCCCUGUACACCCAGUAUGGCCUGGUCUCAGCCGAAUGGUGGCUUGAGUCUAGCAAUUUUCGGUUGCAAGUCACUAUCCCUCCGAAUACUGUCGCAACGAUCACGAUUCCAGCAGUGGGGAGCAAAGCUGGAAGAACGACAGAGGUGGGAAGUGGAACUUAUACAUUCUAA
This is a messenger RNA of Colletotrichum tamarilloi, 585 nucleotides long. RefSeq lists its product as uncharacterized. The coding region runs from base 1 to 585 and encodes 194 amino acids. Gene Ontology annotation, biological process: carbohydrate metabolic process. The transcript is spliced from 3 exons. Lineage: Eukaryota; Fungi; Ascomycota; Sordariomycetes; Glomerellales; Glomerellaceae. The record is from RefSeq and is a predicted model, not a curated record.